Schistosoma rodhaini is the source of this 2686-nucleotide messenger RNA. Lineage: Eukaryota; Metazoa; Platyhelminthes; Trematoda; Strigeidida; Schistosomatidae. The record is from the annotation of a GenBank genome assembly.
GAAAACGAGAGGUGAUGUCCGCCCGCUUAUGUCUCUUAAGAUUACAAUGUUUGCGACAUUUCGUCCAUACUUCAAGAAAAAUACAAUUCCCUGUUCAUAUCAAAAUGCCAUCUUUGUCCCCAACCAUGUCUGAGGGCUCAAUCGUCAACUGGGUUAAGAAUGAAGGAGAGGAUGUAGCUGCUGGAGAUGUCCUCUGCGAAGUUCAGACGGACAAAGCGGUUAUUGCAUUUGAGUCAGACGAGGAAGGUGUACUUGCCAAAAUAUUGGCACCCACCGGCUCAUCAAAUAUCAAAGUCGGUAGUUUGAUUGCUGUGUUAGCCACUCCAGACGAGCAUUGGCAAGAGGUGGCUGCUUCCGCCGCAUCACUAUCCCAGCCAUCUACAGCGGACAGUAUUCCAAAGCAGUCAGGAAUAAAUCACACCAUUCAAGAACCACAGUCAUACCGCCUUUGUUCCAUGGGACCUGCGGUUCGUCUUCUGUUACAGUCACACGAUAUCGAUGGAUCUCAAAUAAUUUCUACAGGGCCACAUGGUCAAUUGCUUAAAGGGGAUGUUUUAGCAUACAUAGCUAACAACGAAAUUAAACCUGUUGUAUCUAGUCAAGAAAAAUCAAUUAAUGAUAUUCCCGCUAUACAAACUGUCUCGUCAGCAGCCAAUUUCACAGAUAUCACGUCAUUGAAUAUGAGGAAUUCUUUCGCCCAACGUUUGUCAGAAUCAAAAUUGUCUAUCCCACAUGAAUAUAUUCGCGCAACUGCUCGCAUAGAUCGUUUAAAUGAAUUGAUAACAGAACUGAAAGUGAAUUCGGAUAUAAAUUUUUCUAUAAACGAUUUCAUUGUCAAAGCUUGUGCUUUAGGCUUAAGGCUUGUUCCAGAUUUAAACGCCAUUUAUGAUUCUCAAGCCGAGUCUCCCAUUUAUCUGAGAUCAGUCGAUUUAAGUAUGGCAGUAACAACUAGAUCAGGGUUACUUACGCCCAUUUUGCAUUCUGCAGACUCACUUAUCGUUUCUGAUAUUUCGAAGUUGUCACAACAGUUAGUGCAGAAAGCACGAGAUGGUAUAUUACAACCACAUGAACUUGACGGUGGGAGUUUCACGUAAGUGUCUGUUUUUAAAUGUUUUCUAGUAAACCAUAAUCCUUAAAUUUUCAACAACCAUACGCAUUAAAAUAUGAAGCAGUGUUUGUUAAUAUAAUUCAUUAAAUUUCCAUUAAUAAAGAUAGAGAAAUAAUUCAUCCAAAUCCUGGAAGAUUCCAAUUAUUUUAAAUUAAAACUCAGUGCAAUUUCUAAAUCAUCCAGCGGCCACUGUUACUGGUAAGGUUAACUUAUUAAGAGCUGAGCGUUGUAACUCAACUUCGCCUAAAGUCAUUAAAUUAGUUUUCCAAAGCUUUAUUAGAGAUAUUACAAACACCUAGGCUCAGCGCAACACGAAAGUAAAGUAUUAGGAAUGACCAACUGUGAAAUUAAUAUCAACCUUAAAUAUUAAGAGGUACAGAUAUUCAUAGUUUUAGGCACUAAAACCAUUUUAGUUAAAAGUAAAUCUUCCUUACUUGCAUUACAAAUUCAUCACUAAUUUCAGUACUAAAUACCUCAUGAAUUGUUUAGAUUUCCAACUUUAAAAAAUAGUAAAAAUAAAACACUAUAUAUCACUCAGCCUUUCGUUGGUAUGUAUUGGGGAACCCGGAAUUUGUAUAAGUUUUAUGAAUAAUCCGGUUCGCUACUCAUGAGCCCUUUAUUUUAUACAAGAUAGUCCAUGCACGACUUCGUGAGUUAGUGUUACGCAAAUUUCGUAAAUUUAUCCAUCUUUCUUUUCUUAACAGAAUCUUUAAUCUUGGAAUCUACGAUAUUCGAGAGUUCACCACUAUUGUGAAUCAUCCUCAAGUAGCUAUUUUAGCUGUUGGAACUGAUUUGCCAGAGGCUUGUAUCUCAACAUCAUGUACAGAAAAUGAAAUAACUUUUUCAACCGAUAUAACGCUAACAUUGUCAGUGGACUCACGAUGUGUAAGUGAAGUUGCUGCAUGUUCUUUCUUGAAGUACGUUUGUAGUUUGUUAGGAGACUAUCCGCAUCUUUUGCUCGAUGGUGAUCCUCUUUCUUUGUUAUUGAAGCGUAACAAUACAUCCUCUCGACGAGAUGAUGAAUUUGAUAACUUAAUCCUUUCGAAAGUGAAUACGGAUAUUAUUCAAACCUUAGUUUGAUUCACUGAUAUGUGCUGUACCUUACUAUUUCUCCUAGUUUAAUUUAUUCUUUACUUACAGUUAUUCUAUUUUGAAAGUUAUAUACAUCUGUAAAAGCAACUCCCAUUGAAAAAAAUAGGCUACUAAUAAUUUUGGCUGUUCACUUUUGUUUUACUGAUUAUUAAUUAGAAUUCCUAUUUGUACUGUCUUAUCAUGGAUAAAUACAUAACUUAUAAGGUAAAAGUAACUUGCUAACCGUCACGAAUAAAUAAUAUUUAUUUCGUACAACACUACAAGUGUCAACCUUAUGACCGAUCUCAACCAAAUGUUUCUCAAUGGAGGAAGAUGUCUGUUUAUCCUGUGAUUUUAUUUGACCGUUGGAAUUCAUUUGUUUCUUCACCCAUUUGCGUAUGUGUUCCCCCACCCUUAAUUGCAGACCACGAUUGCUCCUCCCUAUGUACGUGUUUCCGCACAUACAUGUAAAUUGAUGGACACAAAGCCCCCAAAUGCCCUGGUACG